This is a messenger RNA of Hibiscus syriacus, 879 nucleotides long. Its product is annotated as malate dehydrogenase, glyoxysomal-like. Gene Ontology annotation, biological process: tricarboxylic acid cycle; malate metabolic process. Gene Ontology annotation, molecular function: L-malate dehydrogenase (NAD+) activity. The record is from RefSeq and is a predicted model, not a curated record. NCBI's taxonomy places the organism in Eukaryota, Viridiplantae, Streptophyta, Magnoliopsida, Malvales, Malvaceae. The transcript has 7 exons. The coding region runs from base 1 to 858 and encodes 285 amino acids. Gene Ontology annotation, cellular component: cytoplasm; chloroplast.
AUGGAGGCUAACCAGCGGAUCGCUACGAUCGCAGUCCAUCUCCAGCAUUCGAAUCCCCAGAUGGAGGAAAGUUCUGCUUUGAGGCAAGCUGAGUGCAGAGCUAAAGGAGGAUCACCAGGGUUCAAAGUUGCUAUCCUAGGCAUCGGCCAGCCGCUUGCAAUGCUAAUGAGGAUGAAUCCGCUCAUCUCUGUUCUUCAUCUUUAUGAUGUUGUGAACUCCCCUGGUGUCACAGCCGAUCUCAGUCACAUGGACACUGGUGCAGUGGUACGUGGUUUCCUGGGGCAACCGCAGCUUGAGAGUGCAUUGACCGGUAUGGACCUUGUGAUCAUACCUGCUGGUGUUCCAAGGAAGCCUGGGAUGACAAGGGAUGACCUUUUCAACAUCAAUGCCGGAAUUGUCAAGACACUCUGUGAAGGAGUUGCAAAGUGCUGCCUGAAUGCAAUAGUUAACCUGAUCAGCAAUCCAGUGAAUUCUACCUUUCCAAUUGCGGUGGAGGUCUUUAAGAAGGCCAGUACUUAUGAUCCGAAGCGACUUUUGGGAGUUACAACUCUUGAUGUUGUCAGAGCUAACACGUUUGUGGCGGAAGUCCUGGGACUUGAUCCUAGAGAAGUUAAUGUCCCGAUUGUUGGAGGUCAUGCAGGAGUGACAAUUUUGCCUCUUUUGUCACAGGUCAAACCUCCAUGCAGCUUCACCCCCGAAGAAACGGAAUACCUAACAAAUCACAUUCAAAAUGGUGGGACAGAGGUUGUUGAGGCAAAAGCUGGGGCUGGAUCUGCUACUCUGCCAAUGGCAUAUGCAGCUGUCAAGUUUGCAGAUGCAUGCCUCUGGGGUUUGAGAGGAGAUGCCGGAAUCGUGUAAUGUGCCUUUGUAGCUUCCCAG